AUGCAGGCAUCUCUAGAGUCACUCGUCGGCGAUGGUGGUAAUGGGGCGGUUGGGUUACUGCAUGUUGCCAGGUGGGAGUCGGUGCUCUGCACCUGCUUCUCCUAUACUGGUUUCCGGACUGCGGACUCCCACCCAUGCGGGGCGGGCACACUAUUCACCCAGGUAGAGGAUGCUGAUGUGGUAGAGGUGCCUGGGAUGUUCGCCCAGGCUGAGGCUGAGGUGCAUGGGAUGUUCACCCACGCUGAGGUGCAUGGGAUGUUCACCCAGGCUGAGGUGCAUGGGAUGCUCACCCAGGCUGAGGUGCAUGGGAUACUCACCCAGGCUGAGAUGCAUGGGAUGUUCACCCAGGCUGAGGCUGAGGUGCAUGGGAUGCUCACCCAGGCUGAGGUGCAUGGGAUGCUCACCCAGGCUGAGGUGCAUGGGAUGCUGCAGGCAAAGCUGGGCGAGGCUGCUAGGUGUUGGGAGUCUGGGACAAGCAAAGGGAGUCUUGGAGUUUGCUUCCUUAAGAGCAAGCAGAGGGCGAAGGAUGUGCGUGGACUGAACAAGAGUCACCAGCAGGUCACUGGUAGCAGCACGCUGCUGGGUGCAUGUAGUUACCUUCCGCAAGGAAGAAAGCGGGAGCAGGAGGUGCAUGCUGUGAGGGACGUGGGCUGCCCACGAGAUAGUGCAGGUUCAGCCUCCCUAAAGCUCUACAGCCCCCUCAGAUCUACCCUCUCAGGUUCCCUCGGGAGUCUGUGGCUUGUGUGGCUAUGUCUCCUCCACUGGCGCCUUGCCCUCUUCCCCUCCGUUCGACAUCGCCGCCCGCACAUCCCCCUUCUAAUUUGCCUGCCUUUCUGCCCUCUUGUUCCUCUCUGUCUCUCCCGUUUCGACCCCCUCCACUUCUCUUUUUUUCCCUUCCCCCAGGAUCUAGGGGGCUGUGAAGCUGGUUGA
Messenger RNA from Closterium sp. NIES-65, 930 nucleotides. NCBI's taxonomy places the organism in Eukaryota, Viridiplantae, Streptophyta, Zygnematophyceae, Desmidiales, Closteriaceae. The record is from the annotation of a GenBank genome assembly.